Molecule: messenger RNA, 786 nt
Organism: Corapipo altera (White-ruffed manakin)
Lineage: Eukaryota; Metazoa; Chordata; Aves; Passeriformes; Pipridae
Gene: MYL3
Product: myosin light chain 3
Exons: 5
Coding region: 1-462 (153 amino acids)
Cellular component (GO): myosin II complex
Molecular function (GO): calcium ion binding
Source: RefSeq, a predicted model, not a curated record
AUGAGUUUCUCCUUCUCUUUUCGCCUCCCAGAAUUUAAGGAAGCGUUUUCCCUCUUCGACCGGACCCCGAAAUCGGAGAUGAAAAUCACUUAUGCCCAAUGUGGGGAUGUCCUGAGAGCUCUGGGGCAGAACCCCACCCAGGCUGAGGUCAUGAAGCUGCUGGGCAGACCCAAACCAGAAGAGAUGAACUCCAAGAUGAUUGACUUCGAGACCUUCCUGCCCAUGCUGCAGCACAUCGCCAAGACCAAGGACACGGGCACCUACGAGGACUUCGUGGAGGGGCUGCGGGUCUUCGACAAGGAGGGCAACGGGACGGUCAUGGGGGCUGAGCUGCGCCACGUCCUGGCUACCCUGGGUGAGAGGCUGACGGAGGAGGAGGUCGAUAAACUCAUGGCUGGGCAGGAAGAUGCCAACGGUUGCAUCAACUACGAAGCUUUUGUGAAACACAUCAUGGCAAACUGAAUUCCAGGCCGAGAUAAGCACCGAGAUUCCCUUGGAAUUCCAAGGACUGGAAUGUCUCCUCGUUUCUCAGCCCAAAUUCCCAUCUCAGAGCCACAAAAAGUGCUGUCCCUGAAGAUAUUUGGAUAAAUAUUCCUUUGGUUGGUUUGUCCUGUUUCCUCCUGGGAAGAGGGUGAUCCCUGAGGAGCUUCAACACACUCAGGAAGCUGAAGAAACUGGAAUCCAAGCAAGGAAUACCUGGGAAUUCUUUCUGACACGGGAUAUAAAUGGGAAUACAAAAUUAAGGGAGAGGGGAGAAAAAGGGAAUCAUUUUUUCAUGGCUAAAUC